AGAGCCUUCCGGAAGCGACUCGGCGGGAGCUCCCGCCGCGGGGUCCCCGGCGGCUCCCGGGACCCUUCCGCCCCACCCUCCCCGCCGCCGGAAAGCACUGGUGGACGGGACCGUUCUCUCCACGCACCCGGUCCCCUUCCCUCGCUCCUUGGUGCUCAGCCCCCAGGGACACGCGUUAAAAAGUGUCGUCUCCGCAUCUCUGAGUCCCGACUUCAGCCUGAACUCGGCGCUCUCCUGGCGCAGGUGUGGCCGAGUGUCUGAGGCUGACGGUAGAUUGAUGGGUGUUGAGUCCGAAUAGUUGGGACCCUUGAAGAACAACUUAUGGGAUACUCUGCGUUUCAGAACAGGUUUGAUAGUUUUGACAUAGCUCCUAGGCAUUAAGAAAUGAAGCAAUCCAGAUAACACACCAAUUGUGCAAGAAGGACAGUGUUAAUAAACCCAUUUGUGGAAGCAAGGCAGGUCUACACAGCACGAUGCAAAAUGAAAGUUUCGCAAAAUUUUAGUCAGUUGAUUAACUGGCAUAUUAACUGUGCCAAGCAUAUAAAUAUGUGAAGAUAUAAUAUUAUCCAGGUUGGCGAGGAGCUUUGAUGAAAUUAAGCAGAGAACAACCAACUCUCCACUUAAGGAUGUGCUAUAAAGUUCUAAUUUCAGGUGUUUUGAAGAAAAAUUCACCAUUUGGAUGUGAGAAAGGACAUGAGGAGACCAAAGACCUGGGAUUUUGCUGAUCAGAAUGAAACAAAUGUUGAAAGACUUUUCAAAUCUAUUGUUGGUGGUGCUCUGUGACUAUGUUCUUGGAGAAGCUGAAUAUCUCCUUCUGGGGGAACCGGGCCAUGUAGCACUAAGCAACAGGACAGUGUCUGUGGAUUUCCAGUAUUUGGAUGGUGCCAAUGGGACGCUGAGGAAUGUCUCUGUCCUGCUGUUGGAGGCCAACACCAAUCAGACUGUUACCACCAAAUACCUCCUGACCAACCAAUCCCAGGGGACCCUCGAGUUUGAGUGCUUCUACUUCAAGGAGGCCGGCGACUACUGGUUCACGAUGACUCCGGAAGCCACAGACAGCAGCCCUCCGGUCCCCUGGUGGGAGAGGAGCGCCUUUCUGAAGGUGGAAUGGCCUGUCUUUCAUGUUGACCUGAACAGGACAUCCAAGGCGGCUGAAGGCACCUUCCAGGUGGGUCUUUUUACCAGUCAGCCGCUGUGCCUGUUCCCCGUGGACAAGCCCGACAUCUUGGUGGAUGUCAUCUUCACCAACAGCCUUCCAGAGGCAAGACUGAGUCAGGGCCAGCCGCUGGAGAUAAGGGCUAGCAAGAGGGCAGAACUCGCUCAAGGCCAGUGGGUUGAGUUUGGCUGUGCACCUGUGGGGCCGGAAGCCUAUGUCACCGUGGUGCUGAAGCUGCUUGGCCGAGACUCGGUCAUUACGUCCACAGGCCCCAUUGACCUGGCCCAGAAGUUUGGAUACGCGCUGGUGAUGGCGCCAGAGCUCACGUGUGAGUCCGGGGUGGAGGUGAAGGUGCUGCCCCCGCCAUGCGUCUUUGUCCAAGGGGUGAUCGCUGUCUUCAAGGAAGCCCCCAGGCGCCCUGGGGAAAGGACCGUUCGGCUGGCUGAACACAGCCUGACCUUGGGAGAAAGGAGAACAGUAUUCAACUGCACUUUGUUUGACAUGGGGAGGAAUAAAUACUGCUUUGACUUUGGCGUUUCAAGCAGAAGCCAGUUUUCCUCAAAGGAGAAGGAGUGCAUGCUAAUUCAGAGAAACAUAGAAACUUGGGGACUGUGGCAGCCGUGGAGCCAGUGUAGUGCCACGUGUGGGGACGGUGUCAGAGAGCGUCGCCGCCUGUGCCUGACCUCCUCCCCCUCCCGACCUGGCUGCCCUGGAAUGUCCUCGGAGAGCUCCCCGUGUUCCCUGGAGGACUGUGCGGCUUUCCAGCCAUCCACUCCGUCUCCUUUCCAGCCCCAGGCUCCCGUGAAGUCCAACAACAUCGUGACGGUCACUGGGAUAUCCCUGUGCUUGUUCAUCAUCGUGGCCACCGUGCUCAUCACGCUGUGGCGGAAGCUGGGCCGCGCCCCCAAGUGCAGCACCCCAGUCCGCCACAACUCCCUGCACGCGCCCGGCUGCCGGAAGAACUCGGACGAGGAGAACAUCUGCGAGCUGAGCGAGCCCCGUGGCAGCUUCUCAGAUGCGGGCGACGGGCCGGCGGGGAGCCCCGGGGACCAGGGCAUCCCUCUGACCUACCGGCGGAGCGUGCCGGCGCCCCCCGACGACGAGACCUCGGGCAGCGAGAGCUUCCAGUCCAACGCCCAGAAGAUCAUCCCGCCCCUGUUCAGCUACCGCCUGGCCCAGCAGCAGUUGAAGGAGAUGAAGAAGAAAGGCCUGACGGAGACCACCAAGGUGUACCACGUGUCCCAGAGCCCCCUGACGGACACCGCCAUCGACGCCGCCGUCGCCGCGCCCCCCGGAGGCUCCGAGAGCCCCGAAGAAGCCGCGGCCGGCAAGUUCCGCCUCAAAUCCCCGUUCCUGGAGCAGCCGCCCGCGGUCGGCGCCGGGGACCGGCCCCCCUCCCGGCUGGACCACGCGCUCUCGCCGGCCAGCUGCGCCGUCAGCCCCAGCCAGAGCCUCCUCCGCAAGUCGCAGAUGCGGAGCCACCCCCGCGGGUCCCAUUUCCGGAGGACGGCAAGUUUCCACGAGGCCAGGCAGGCCCGACCGUUCCGGGAGCGGAGCCUGUCCACCCUGACCCCCCGGCAAGCCCCCGCCUACAGCUGCAGGAGCCGGACGUGGGACCAGGCGGGAGAGCGAGUCCGGCCCCCGAGUCGCGGCGCUGCCCUGCUUCCGGAGAAACGGGACAAUUGUCCCGGGGCAGGUGGCACCAGUGGUCCGUUAAGCCCAUUCCCUAAACCCCACACCCUGGGGCAGCCCACGAGGAAACCAGACCUGGGGGAGCGCCAGGCAGGGUUCGCGGCCGGAGGUGAGAGGACGGAGCCUCACCGGGCUCGGAGGGGACCGUCCCCCAGCCACAGGAAUGUCUCAAGGAAGCGGCCUUCCUCCCCGGCCCCCAGAGAUAGCUACCAGAGGGUCAGUCCUCUGAGCCCUUCUCAGGGUCGGAAAGACAAGUGCCAGAGCUUCCCCGCCCACCCGGAGUUCGCCUACUACGACAACACAUCCUUCGGCCUCACUGAGGCAGAGCAGGGGAUGCUGGACCUCCCGGGAUAUUUUGGGUCAAACGAAGAGGAUGAAACCACAAGUACGCUGAGUGUGGAGAAGCUGGUCAUCUAGACCGAGAU
Messenger RNA from Balaenoptera acutorostrata (minke whale), 3273 nucleotides. It is a transcript of the gene THSD1, whose product is annotated as thrombospondin type 1 domain containing 1. The record is from RefSeq and is a predicted model, not a curated record. Bases 731 to 3265 code for a protein of 844 amino acids. Lineage: Eukaryota; Metazoa; Chordata; Mammalia; Artiodactyla; Balaenopteridae. Gene Ontology annotation, cellular component: cell periphery. The transcript has 6 exons.